AUGUCGGGGUUGGGGGUCCGCUGCGAUGAUACGGCGUCCCUGUCUGGGGCAUAUGCACCUGGAGACAUUAUCAUUGGGAUUCUGGGAUCAGUUCACUCCAAAGUAAAAGACCUUCAGGAUCGGGUUCGCCCGGACAAAUAUACCUGCAUAGACUUUGAUCUCAUACCAUUUGUACAGUCUCUAGCUGUAAUUUACACCAUUGAAGAAAUCAAUGACUCUGGAUUUCUUCCUGGGAUUCGGCUUGGAUAUCUGAUGUGCGAUCCCUGUGUAUACGGCACUAAAGCCUUACAGUGCGUGGAGCACAUGCUUGCUAUUAACAAGACGCUUGCAGUCUUCGCCGACAACUCAAACUUUACUUCGCCAGUGAAGGUUUUCAUGGGCGAGAGAUAUUCUGAGCUGUCCAUUCCUGUGGCCAAACUGCUGAGCCUCUACAUGAUUCCCCAGAUCAGCUGCACAUCUUCUUCACCAGCCCUGAGUGACAAGUUACGGUAUGCAUCCUUUUUCCGUGUCAUUCCAAGUGAUGUAUACCAGACAAAGGCACUUGCAAAGCUCAUGGCAUACUUUAACUGGGACUGGGUUGGAGUGGUGUCGAUAGAUGAUGACUAUGGAAAACCCGCACUGGAGAAUUUUCUGCUGGAUUCAAAAAAAGAACACAUAUGUGUAGAUUUUCAGGAGCUGCUACCGAACUACCUGGGCUUCAUAAAUAUUGAACAGCGCAUCACGGAAGUAGCUAAUCGUAUUCGAUCAUCCACUGCCAAAGUUGUGCUGCUCAUCUUGAGACCGGAACUUGUUGAAAUGCUCUUUCAGGAGCUGAUUAAGACAAACACUACUCGAAUCUGGAUCGCCAGUGAUGCCUGGUCAAUGGCACGCCUUGUAAUGAAGAUGAAGAACAUAAAUAAAGUGGGAGAAAUAUUUGGCUUUACAUUUAUCACUUCGAACAUUCCAGGUUUUGAAGACUACCUCCAGCAUCUGACAAUAAGCUCAGGGGAAAAGAAUGAUUUCAUCAAAGAGUACAAGCAAAUUAGGUUCAACUGCAGCUCUGAUCAGCAAUCAGAGCACACAUCACCCAUAGCCUGUAAUAUAACAGACCCCCAGGAGGCAAAUGAUGACUACCUGCUCCACGCUGUGCAUUUGACAAAGGCCUACAGUCAGAGAGUGGCAGUAUAUGCCAUAGCUCAUGCCAUCAAGAAAAUCCUUCAGUGUAACGACACCGCCUGCUCUGGAAAUACCAACUUCAUGCCAUGGCAGCUUGUGGACAUUCUUCGUAAAGUGAACUUCACUUUGGAUGAUGAGACAUAUUCCUUCAAUCAAGUCGGUGACUUUGAGAAUGGUUACGAUCUCAUAAUGUGGAAAGACAGUGGUGAUGAAAGAAUACCUGAUUCAGUGGGAAGAUUUCUCAUAAAGAAUGAUAAAGUCGAGGUUGAUGAGCAUAAAAUUCCAUGGACCAACAGCACGGUGCCCAAGUCUAGGUGUUCAAAGCCAUGCCCCCUGGGCACACAGAAGAACAUAUCAAGCAUCUCCUGUUGUUAUACCUGUACCAACUGUAGUGAGGGAUACUAUUCUAAUGAGACAGAUCAACUUACCUGUAAACAAUGUCCAGAAGGCUUUUGGUCUCUUCCAGGGUCGAGGGAAUGUCAGAAAUGGAGUAUCUGGUUUUUGGAGUGGUCUGCAGCUUAUUCCAUUGUAGUGAUGAUUGGAACAGUAAUAGGUGCUCUACUGCUGAUGUUCUCAUUCAUCUUUUACAUCCUACACAGAGAAAAACCCAUCAUAAAGGGCAUCUUAGUCAUUUCAUGUCUGAUGAAAUUUGGCCUGAUGGUGAGUUUUGGAGGUGUAAUACUUUUCUUAGGCAGCCCAAACAUCCAUGUUUGCAGAGCACAACAGACCAUGUAUGGUCUUGGGUUCACUCUCUGUGUGUCCUGCAUUCUGGUUAAGGCCCUUCACAUAUUCUUAGAGUUAAUGUCCUCUAAUCCUACAAAGCAGCGUGAACUAAGAAAGUUUGAUAAGCCCUUUGUCAUCAUAGGAAUCCUCACUGCUAUUCAAGCCCUCAUCUGCAUCUUCUGGAUGGUAUUUGAUCCUGUUAAUAUUGAGGAGAAACAAUCAAAAACUCAGUUACUUACCCUGAACCGUUUGUGCACUCAGGGCUCUAUGUAUGGCUUUGGUGCGAUGCAUGUCUACAUUGCUUUACUAGCUGUGGUGUGUUUUGGAUUGGCCUUCAAGGGGAGAGAUGAUGAGACUGAUCCUAUAGUCUUCAGCAUGCUCAUCCAUCUGUUUGCCUGGCUUUGCUUUAUUCCAGUCUUUAUCACUCAAUAUGAGUCACGCCCCAUCGUCCAGAUCUCUGGCAUUAUGGUCUCCAACUACGGAGUCAUCUUCUGCCACUUUGCCCCAAAAUGGUUUAAGAUCCUCUCAGAAAAGACAUUGGAGACAGAAAAAACCCCAGUUGCUCCUCUCACAAAUGACUCAGACUCUGGAGUAAUUUCUAACUUCACAAGUGGCUCAAGAGAGUCAACGCACAGCCUUUCACGGAGCCGAUUCAGCAUUGCAGAGUCAGAACCAUCCAACUGGGAUAUUAGCAGCCUGCAUCUGUCUGAAGUCAGUAUAGCCUCAUUUAGGCGUCGGAGACAAAGAAGUUGGAGAUCAAAAAGUCUGAGACCAAGAAGCCGGAAGUAAUUUAUAAGCCUGUUUGGGUUGAAUUGGUUUAUUCAUCUGUACAAUCUGUAAUUAAAUUCUUACAUGUCUUACCAGUGAUAAACAACAGGACAAGCAAGUUUCUAGUGGGUUGUAUUUUCUACAAACCCAGAAGUCUGCAUCACCAUGGUCAUACCAAAACUAAAACUUGUAUAAACGAUAAAAACUACCAAGA
Pygocentrus nattereri (red-bellied piranha) is the source of this 2860-nucleotide messenger RNA. Its product is annotated as G-protein coupled receptor family C group 6 member A-like. Gene Ontology annotation, cellular component: membrane. Gene Ontology annotation, molecular function: G protein-coupled receptor activity. The record is from RefSeq and is a predicted model, not a curated record. NCBI's taxonomy places the organism in Eukaryota, Metazoa, Chordata, Actinopteri, Characiformes, Serrasalmidae. The coding region runs from base 1 to 2667 and encodes 888 amino acids. The transcript is spliced from 6 exons. Gene Ontology annotation, biological process: G protein-coupled receptor signaling pathway.